UAUGAAAGAAAUAAUGAUUAAAUUAUUUUUUGGUGGGUUGAGAUUUCCCUGAAGUGGAAAGGGGCAAAAUGAUGGCUUGUUUGACAAGGCAUUCAUUCAUCCAAACGAAUAAAAUGAACUGAAAUUUUUUGUAAUGCCCGUUGGGUCGAGGAGAACAUUCAGUCAUAUUGGAGGAGGAGAUCUUCAUAAUAAUCAUGAUUCUUCCUCUGGCGAAAUUGGGAGCAUUAUUGAUCAAAACUCUAAGCAAGCCCAUUGCCUCCAGGCUUAAAGUACAGGCCGCUCGCCACCCACGCUUUCGCUCUCUCAUUAUCAAUGUGGCUCAGACAAAUCAUAAAUUUUCCACAAACUUGCAAAGGCGAAUUUAUGGACAUUCCACUGAUGUGGCAGUUCACCCCUUGAAUGAGGAGAAAGCUGUACAGGCUGCCACAGAUCUUCUUGGAGAACUUUUUAUCUUUUCGGUUGGGGGUGUUGCUGUAAUAUUUGAAGUACAGAGGAGUGUCAGAUCAGAAGCUCGCAAGGAAGAAGCUCGCAGGCAAGAACUAGAAGCAUUGAGGCAAAGAGAUGAUGAUUUAGCACGUGAAUUGGUGCUUUUGAAACAAAGAUUUGAUGAGAUAGAACAGUAUGCCAGGGCCCGUGGUAUUGCAGGUAUCUUUACCCUUCGGAACUCUGUGGGAACUGAAGAGAAAAAGCAAACUCAAUCAGCACCCACAUAAUCGAUCUCUUCUUCUACAUGUGAAGGGAUUUGCAAAGAUCCUCAGUAUUUUAUCAUAUAUUUUUUUUUCUUACCAGCCACAUUGAUCCUAGUGGCAUCACAAACAUUGCUAAUCUUGACCAUAUGCAAUUUGUUUUUAUCAGCGAGAAUCGAAAUUUUGACUAUUCAGGUUU
Messenger RNA from Cryptomeria japonica (Japanese cedar), 885 nucleotides. RefSeq names its product OPA3-like protein. The record is from RefSeq and is a predicted model, not a curated record. Gene Ontology annotation, cellular component: mitochondrion. The coding region runs from base 195 to 713 and encodes 172 amino acids. Gene Ontology annotation, biological process: regulation of lipid metabolic process. The transcript has 4 exons. Lineage: Eukaryota; Viridiplantae; Streptophyta; Pinopsida; Cupressales; Cupressaceae.